This is a messenger RNA of Myripristis murdjan (pinecone soldierfish), 993 nucleotides long. RefSeq names its product trace amine-associated receptor 13c-like. Gene Ontology annotation, molecular function: trace-amine receptor activity. Bases 1 to 993 code for a protein of 330 amino acids. The transcript has 2 exons. Gene Ontology annotation, cellular component: membrane. The record is from RefSeq and is a predicted model, not a curated record. Gene Ontology annotation, biological process: G protein-coupled receptor signaling pathway. Lineage: Eukaryota; Metazoa; Chordata; Actinopteri; Holocentriformes; Holocentridae.
AUGGAGAUCCUGGAAGGAGCUGAACUCUGCUUUCCACACCUCCUCAACGCCUCCUGCAGGAAGAAGGUCCGUCCUCACUCUGAGGCCACAACCAUCUACAUCCUGCUGUCCUUCAUCUCUCUGCUCACUGUGGCUCUCAACCUGCUGGUCAUCAUCUCCAUCUCCCACUACAGGCAGCUCCACACCCCCACCAACCUCCUCCUCCUCUCAUUGGCAACAUCAGACCUCCUUGUGGGCCUCCUGCUGAUGCCGACUGAAAUUCCUCGCACAGGGGCCUGCUGGUUUCUUGGUGACUUCAUGUGUGCUGCUUGUAACUGUCUGGCCUUUACCAUUACCUCUACUUCAGUAGGAAACAUGGUUCUCAUAUCAGUCGACCGCUAUGUGGCUAUUUGUGACCCUCUGUGUUACCCCACCAAAGUCACUCAGAGGAGAGUUCAAAUCUGUGUUUGUCUGUGUUGGAUCUGUUCUGUGUUUUACAACAGUCUCAUGCUAAAGGAUUUCCUGAUAAAAGCAGACAGAUAUAAUUCCUGCUAUGGAGAGUGUGUGAUUGUCAUUAACUACAUCGCAGGGUCUGUUGACCUUGUUUUCACUUUUAUGGGUCCCAUUACUGUGAUCAUAGUUCUGUAUAUGAGGGUAUUUGUGGUGGCUGUGUCUCAGGCUCGUGCCAUGAGAUCCCACAUUGUGUCUGUCACUCUGCAGCCUUCAGGGACUGGAACUGCUAAGAAAUCUGAGCUGAAAGCAGCCAGGACUCUUGGUGUUGUUGUAGCUGUGUUUCUACUGUGUUUCUGUCCAUAUUACUACCCUGCUCUUACAGGCCAGGACACUGAAAACAGUAGUUCAUCUUCUGCUUUUUUGGUUUGGCUGCUGUAUUGUAACUCCAGUUUAAACCCUGUGAUCUAUGCCUUUUUCUAUCCCUGGUUUAGAAAAUCUAUUAAACUGAUUGUUACACUUCAGAUCCUGCAGCCUGACUCCUGUGGGACCAACAUAUUGUAG